Messenger RNA from Colletotrichum navitas, 1607 nucleotides. Its product is annotated as hydrolase. Gene Ontology annotation, cellular component: membrane. Bases 224 to 1144 code for a protein of 306 amino acids. Gene Ontology annotation, molecular function: monoacylglycerol lipase activity. The transcript has 2 exons. The record is from RefSeq and is a predicted model, not a curated record. NCBI's taxonomy places the organism in Eukaryota, Fungi, Ascomycota, Sordariomycetes, Glomerellales, Glomerellaceae.
GUCAGUGCCACACUGCUACAUAAGCGCCACCAUUAACCAAAUGUCUUGAAUCAGACAGCUGCAGUAACACGUGAAAGGAAAACAACAAGAUAUAUCUUACUACAUCAGCUUUUACACCUUGUCAGGCUUGGUUGUCGAGUCUGCUCCGUAACGCCAGAAAAUCUCGAAUUUGUCUUCCUUGCCACAGCGCUCCUCAUUACUCAUCAUCAUUAUCAUUAUCUUCAUGGCGACUGAAGUUCAGAGCGUAUUUGAGGUGGACGGUCACAAGCUGCACAGCACGACCUGGACGCCCCAAGGCACCAUCAGGGCUAAACUCAUCUUUGUCCAUGGCUUCAGCGAUCACGUCGGCCGUUACUACGAGCUUUUCCCUUACCUCGCAGGUCGCGGCAUCCAGGUCUUUAGCUGGGACCAACGUGGAUGGGGCCGCAGCGCCGCGAAGCCUGCCGAUAGGGGCCUUACGGGCCCGACGUCGCGUGUGCUCGCUGACGUGGCUGCCUUCAUCCGUGACAAGCUCUCAUCUUCGUCCUUGGCGGCCGCGAAAGUGCCCUUGUUCGUCAUGGGCCACUCUAUGGGUGGCGGCGAGGUUCUUGCGCUGGCAAGCGACCCGCAGUACAACGACCUUGUCGCUCAAGUGCGCGGGUGGCUUCUGGAGAGCCCCUUCAUCGCCUUUACACCUGGCGAGGAGCCGAGCUUUCUGAAGGUAUUCUUUGGCAAAUUGGCGAGCCGCGUGUUGCCACACCAGCAGCUCGUCAACGAAAUUCCUGCCGAUAAACUCACGCGCGAUCCGGCGGUGCAGCAGAGCAUCCGCGACGACGACAUGAUGCACAACACGGGUACGCUAGAAGGGCUCGCGGGAAUGCUAGAGAGGACGGACUCGCUGGCCAACGGUAAGCUGCGGCUCAGCCCGGAGGUCAGGAGCCUGUGGCUCGGCCACGGCACCGAGGACAAGACGACAUGCUUUCACGCCAGCAAGAAAUGGCUCGGCGCACAGAGCAUCGAGGACAGCACGCACAAGCCCUACGAGGGGGCGUACCAUCAACUGCACGCGGACUUUUGUAAGGAUGAGUUCUUCAAAGAUGUCGGGGACUGGAUCUUGGAGAGGGCUGAGGGAGAGACUGCGGCAAGGCCGGAGGCCAAGUUGUAGGAGGCUGGACGAGGCUGGAUUGUCUUUGAUCUAGGGUCUUGUACUUUGACUUGUGAUGACGAUCUGUUUUGUCGCAUGCCUAUGGUGAUUGAUGUCACGGGGUCCAUGCUUAUUGAUUGUCUCCUAUCGAUUCUACACUCCCGAUUCUUCCCAAAGAUGACCGCAAGCGCCCUUCAAGCCCGACAGAGAAAGCCUUAGCAGGAUAAACAAGCAGUCCAGCCAUCGUGGAUGGCGUGCUUUCGGCCGAGGACCCAGGCGGACGAUGGAGGAGACCAACCGGUUAAUGCCUUCCCUAGACGGGUGGGGGUUGUAGGGUUCCGGUCAUGCCCGAAGCGCGACGGGGAAGCAUGGACGAGAACGGGUUUGCCUUCCCGCCAGUCUUAGUCGCUGCCCUAACUAGACGACGUUUCGUCUCAUAAUAUAAAGUACAACCGCAACCCGCGGCAUUUUUUCCCAACUACCU